AGACUGGGGUGGUGGGAAGCGGCUUCUGGCUCUUCUUUGUCACUCUCUGCACCAAAAAGAUUAUCAAUUGAGGGAAGCGACCAGGCUACCAGGUUGGGCAAAAUCGUUGCCGCUGUGUUGGAUGCCAUAAAAACAGAAUCCAGGGUCUUGUACUAUGCCGCAUCAGACGAUCAGUUUGAAAUUGGAAGUAAACAAACACUAAAUGGUUACCUGGAACUCGAAGCUUCAGCAGAGACUCCUGGACAGGAUGCUAGGUGA
Acaulospora colombiana is the source of this 258-nucleotide messenger RNA. The record is from the annotation of a GenBank genome assembly. NCBI's taxonomy places the organism in Eukaryota, Fungi, Glomeromycota, Glomeromycetes, Diversisporales, Acaulosporaceae.